This is a messenger RNA of Patella vulgata (common limpet), 2075 nucleotides long. Its product is annotated as homeobox protein 3. Gene Ontology annotation, molecular function: DNA binding. Gene Ontology annotation, biological process: regulation of DNA-templated transcription. Bases 116 to 1921 code for a protein of 601 amino acids. NCBI's taxonomy places the organism in Eukaryota, Metazoa, Mollusca, Gastropoda, Patellidae. The record is from RefSeq and is a predicted model, not a curated record. The transcript has a single exon.
GCUUGGUUGAAAUUUGUUCAUUGAGGGCAGGGGCUUGUUGAAGUAUACAACCAAUUCUCAGUUGAACUGGUAAUCAAAAGACUUGAUUUGUCAAGUGGUUGAAUUGAACUAGAAGAUGUCAGAGGAAAAUGGUGGGAAAUCAACUCAGGUUUCUGGUGAACCAACUGAAACAGUUAAACUGCCUGAUCUUUAUACAGCAAUGGCUGGAAUCUGUUACAAUAACUCACAGAAACUGGAUGAAAACAGAUCCAUGAUUGACCAUCAGCAACAUCCUCAUCAUCCACCAUCACAACAACCUCCAUUGAAAAAUGAAGACAGUAGUUCUGAUGAUGAUAAGCAAUCAACUGCUGUCACGACUGCAUCAAGUGAAUCAGUUGCUCACAAUCAAACUUAUCACACUACGGAAGCCAAAAAUCAGCUUCUAACCAGCCAUCAAAUCCCCAGUUAUUCAAGCUGGGAACAGUUGUCUUGCCCCUCCCUCCAGAAUUACCACGGGGCUCAGGUUAUCAACCCCCUAGCUGCUGCCCAGUAUAGUGAGUAUUACAACCUAUCGUCGCGUUCUGGUGGAGUCGUUUACGAAGACUGGCAAUACCCCGUUUACUAUUCCAACUAUUACGACACUGGCACCGACAUGUCGAAAUACUGUGAUCAGAAAACCAGCGAUACCUCCAAUAGCUACGAAAAGAGCAAAAUGACCCUUGAAAAUUGUCACGAUUCUGGCGGCGAUCGUACCUGCUCGACCCCUGACCUUGUUCUGUCCGUACUUCAGAUGGAAAACCAGAUUAAGAGUGAGAUGAGUAAAGAACGGCUGAGUCAUUGGUAUAGUCCAGUUAGCAGUCCAGAAUGUUCGCCCGCUACUCCGCUAAUGUCAGAAAGUCCAGCACCGUCCACGGAACAAGACAGCGGCUUCUUCUCAGAGGAUCCUGUUUCCCCGAUCUUCAUGUCUCAUAAACAAACGCUGACGCAAAUGGAAGAAACCAAUCAAAAGUAUUUUGUUUAUGUCCCAGAGAACACGGAGGAGUGGAAAAACUAUCACCCUAUUAAUCCUGUUCCGUUGAUGUGUAGCGAUAUGACACGGAAAAUGGUUAACAAGUCGGCCAUCUGUGGAUGGAAACCCACCUCAGGCUAUCCGAUUUUCCCUCCAGAAAUGCUCGGAAGAAACAGUGGCUACAAAACUGAUUCUGAAUCCUGGCAGAUGUCAAAUAAGUAUCCCCAGUUUCCGAUGCCAAUAUCAGGAAAAGGCCACAAACACAUAAAAACCAAGGCUCAGCGACCAACAAGAUGUGUGACUCCGAUGCCAUCAUCCACAGUAACCUCUGGUAACCAGGUUCAAUCAGAUGCUGUUUCAUCCACCUUGACACCAUCAGCCAUGUUCCAAGAACAGAGUCCAGCAAGUAAAGCCAGCUCAACAGUCCCAUCAUCAGCACCUGUCGUUCCGUUACCGUCCACCAAAUCAACGAAAGAUAUCGUCGACAGUUUCAUCAAUCGAAAGUCUGGCACAGUUAAUGCACAGACAGUUAAACCCAGUAACCCAGUCAAACGCAAGUCAUCUGACGUCGACAAUAAGUCUAGUCUCAGUAGCAAGCGUGCACGUCACAACGAGCCACUGAAUCAACACGCCAUUUCCGUCAUGCAGCGCUGGUACGAACAGAACAAGGAGAACCCUUAUCCUUCGAAACAAGACAAAGAGGACAUCGCUCGGCUCGGAGGCAUCUCCAUUACCCAGGUCAAAUCAUGGUUUGCGAACAAACGAAAUCGAACCAACAACACCCGCCCCAAAGUUCAGAAACGAAACGUGGAAGAGAAACUCUUAGAUUUAUGUCAUCAACUGGCUUCCGACGCUAGAAAGUCCACGAUGGAUAAUGCCUUCGUUAUUCAGCAAUUAUCGGCCAUUAUUGACGAACACCAUGCCAUCCAUUAAACAUCUCCAUCAACCCUGAUCAUAUAAUGUGCUAUUAUUAUUAUUAAUUUAUUUUUGUUAUCAUCGGCUAGUGCUAAAAUAUGCUGAAUGUGCAAUUUAUUCUAUGUUUGAAAUCAUUUUUUUUUGUGUGGUGGACGUUAUGUCCAUGAUUAUA